UCCCUCUCCGUGUCGAAAUGAACGAUUCCGUGUCAGAUUUCUAGAUCAACACGGACACACGCACACUCACACCAGCUCCAGUUUUCCCACAAAUCAGUUCUCCCCGCAGUUAACCCGCCUGCGUGUCUUUGGACUGGUGGACGAAACCGGAGCACCCGCGGGGAAACACGCAAACUCCACACAGACAGCACCCCCGCAGUCCUGUAUUGAACCCAGGGCCACAGUGCUGACCUGCGCCCUCGCCUGGAACUCCUCUCUGUGGACAUCUAACCUGCGUCGCGUAUUAUAAAUGACGUACAAUCCGCGUUUUCCCUAAACGGAUAACUAUCCAAUCGCCAGUGUGCCGGAAGCUGGCUCCGGCCUGCCCUGGCAGGUCUCUGGCACCGCCGCCAACAGCGGAGUAAGACCGUCCCCGAGCUGGGGGUCUCCUGGAGCUCGAAGCCUUUUCACACGCAGGAAGGCAGGGACCCACGUAGUCCACCAGAGAGUACAGCUGUCGCAGUCAUGGCCACGAUCAUGACGUUAUUACUAAGAAGAAGAAUGUUGAUGAUGAGGAUAGGAUUUUUUCUUGGUUGAUCGUUACAAUGAGGAGAUGAUGAUGGUACUAUUUUUCUUCUCUGUUUUUCUCACGACGAUGAUAGUAGUCUUCAUAGUACUGAUGAUUAUGUUACUGUUGGUCUCCUCUGUGGUUAUUAUUGUAACGCUGAUGAUGGUGGUCAGGAUGAUGACGGUGAUGAUGAUGAUGGUCUCCUCUGUGGUUAUUAUUGUAACUCUGAUGAUGAUGGUCAGGAUGAUGACGGUGGUGGUGCUGUUGGUCUCCUCUGUGGUUAUUAUUGUAACGCUGAUGAUGAUGGUCUCCUCUGUGGUUAUUAUUGUAACGCUGAUGAUGAUGGUCUCCUCUGUGGUUAUUAUUGUAACGCCGAUGAUGAUGGUCUCCUCUGUGGUUAUUAUUGUAACGCCGAUGAUGAUGGUCUCCUCUGUGGUUAUUAUUGUAACGCUGAUGAUGAUGGUCAGGAUGAUGACGGUGGGGGUGCUGCUGGUCUCCCCCGUGUCUGUGGUGUCAGGCACGAAGCGGGGGCUGUUUUCAGGUCUAUUCUUAGCCGGCUCGGCAGCUGCUGAGCCAUGUUAGCGCCUCUCUGAUCACCUGCCUCUCCCCCCGGCAGCUCGAGUUCGCGGUGCAGAUGAGCUGCGACAGCUGCGCCGGGGCUGUCCGGGCCUCGCUGGAGGGGGUGCCAGGGGUGCGGUCAGUGGCGGUUGACCGGCAGCGCGAGGAGGUGCUGGUGGACACCACGCUGACCGCGCGGGAGGUGCAGGAGCUGAUCGAGGCCACGGGCCGGCGGGCUGUGCUGAAGGGCAUGGGUGUCUCGGAGCAGGGGGACCUGGGCGUGGCUGUGGCCAUGCUGGAGGGCCCGGGCCCGGUCCAGGGAGUGGUGCGGUUCUUGCAGGUCUCGGAGGGGCUCUGUCUCAUCGACGGGACCAUCGACGGGCUGCGGCCGGGCCCCCACGGGCUGCACGUGCACGAGUUUGGGGACCUGACCCACGACUGCCUCAGAGAGGUGGCACAAGGAAGUGGGAGCAGACCACCCACCACCUUCUAG
This is a messenger RNA of Lepisosteus oculatus (spotted gar), 1598 nucleotides long. The record is from RefSeq and is a predicted model, not a curated record. Lineage: Eukaryota; Metazoa; Chordata; Actinopteri; Semionotiformes; Lepisosteidae.